Penicillium atrosanguineum is the source of this 1533-nucleotide messenger RNA. RefSeq lists its product as uncharacterized. Gene Ontology annotation, molecular function: ATP binding; protein kinase activity. Lineage: Eukaryota; Fungi; Ascomycota; Eurotiomycetes; Eurotiales; Aspergillaceae. The record is from RefSeq and is a predicted model, not a curated record. The transcript has 3 exons. The coding region runs from base 1 to 1533 and encodes 510 amino acids. Gene Ontology annotation, biological process: protein phosphorylation.
AUGGAGCCAGCAUCAAUGGCACUGGCGGUGGUUGGGACUUUGGAUCUUUGCAUCAGCUACGGCAAUAAACUUGUGAAAUUUUGUCACGAGCAGCGCAGCCUAGAGUAUGACAUUGGGGAGAUCGCAUUAAACAUAGAAGGAGUUUGGCUCAAGACGAAAGUUCAACUCACCUCACUGGAACGCUUGUGGGGCUCUCUAGCCCCCGCUCUACAGAUUCACUAUGCCGAUGCUGUCCAGCGACUUCAUAUCAAAAUUUCAGGGGCUGUCGAUGGUUUCGCAAGUGUUUACCUCCGCAACAAAUUCGCGAAAUCGGUUCCGCAGAAAGCGAAGAUCGUGUACUUGAAAAGGCACCUGCAGCAGGUGGUGAAAGACCUUGAAGACUGGCAACAGCGCUUUGAUCCCUCCUGGUAUCUCAUCACUCGCCUCGCUGAGCCUAAAGUGGACCGAGAAUUAGAGAACCCAGCAGCGCGGCAAAAUCCCUCCGCAACGAGACUCUUUGAAAUGAGAGGUGCCAUACAGCAGUCUUUAUCAAAACGAAAUGAAUGCUCAGGCUCCGUUUUCGUCAGUCUGGGUAUGAUUGAGACAAAUCCCGAGAGAAUUCCUGGAACAAACGAUUAUCUAUCGCGGUACUCCACUGGCGCUCGGCGGGUUCUCUUAAGUAGCACAACUUUUGCGGGAACUGCAAUAGCGGCAAGAAAAUCCAAUGUCCGAGAUCUGGCGCGACUCCUGCGUCAUGUCGAUUCGAUGUCAUUUGGUCUUCUGAGAUGCGAGGGUGUCUUAGAAAGACACACCGACCUGGAUACCCAGUUCCAGUUUAUUUUUGAAAUACCUGAAGGUCUAGAUUCACCAAAGACCAUACGGACCCUUCUUACAGAGAAGCCGGAAUGCUCAUUGAGCAAGCGUGUCCAACUUGCGAAGCAACUUACUCGAUCAGUCAUGUUCGUCCAUACAACCGGAUUCGUUCAUAAAGGCAUUCGACCCGAGACUAUUGUUGUCUUUUCUCAAAAUGGCCAGGACAUGGGGCCAUCAUUUUUGAUCGGAUUCGAGCAAGUUCGACGCGCGGAGGCUCAAACAAGUUUCUUGGGUGACUUGCAAUGGGAACGAAAUCUCUAUCGCCAUCCCGUCCGCCAAGGACUAUGGUCUGAAGAAGCGUUUACGAUGCAGCAUGACAUAUACAGCCUUGGUGUGUGUUUGCUUGAAAUUGCACUCUGGCGCUCUUUUGUGGAGCUGGAGGGCGACGCCGCCACUCCUUGGUCGGAUCUAAGAAUAGGAACCGCUAUCUGUGAGAAAGAUGCUCGUCGAGGAGGAUUCGCAAUCAAGAAGCAGCUUACUAUGCUAGCAAAAGCUCGACUACCUGCCUUGGUAGGAGACCGGUACACCGAUAUAGUUCUUGCUUGUUUGGGCUGUCUUGAUAAGAAUGAAGAUAAUGUGUUUGACAUGCAAGGCAUCGAUACCAGAGACGAAGAUGGCAUCAUAAUAGGGGUUCGCUAUAUUGAGAAUGUACUUUUGAAGAUCGAAGAGUUGCUCGUGUAA